Messenger RNA from Dromiciops gliroides (monito del monte), 7067 nucleotides. RefSeq names its product GRB2 associated binding protein 2 (gene GAB2). The coding region runs from base 567 to 2591 and encodes 674 amino acids. Lineage: Eukaryota; Metazoa; Chordata; Mammalia; Microbiotheria; Microbiotheriidae. The transcript has 10 exons. The record is from RefSeq and is a predicted model, not a curated record.
UCAGAGCUCGGAGUCCGUCCACAGCUGAGCAGCCGCCGUGUUUGUGUCUUUAAAGAGGCUCGCCCGGUGCCUCGCUUUACACUGCGAUGUGGGCGUGGUAAAAAAAAAAUCGCGUUGGAAACCCGGGGCAAAAGCAGUUUCCUGCCUUCUUAGAGCCCCAACAGCUGGGUUGUUGUUUUUUUGGAAAGUGUCGCUGUGUGUGAGAGCGAGACGGCGGCAGGCAGCAGACAGCGCGAGCCGGCCGUGGCAGUGGCAUUGGCCGUGGCCGUGGGGCGGCGCGAGCUCCGGAGGCUGCUGUGAGCAGAUCGGGCUGGGACGCGGCGCGCUCGGCGCCCCCUACCCGCUCCCUGCAAGCAAGGAAGCUCGGAGCCGCGGCCCCGCCAGUGGGCUUGCUCGGGACGGGCGAGGAGGCGGCGGCGCCCCGGGGCUGCUUAGACCUUCACCCCGACGGCUCCCGGGGGCCGCUCCAGGCCGCCGUCUGCCCGUCUGCGCGUGGAUCGUGACUGGUGAAUGCCCCUGGCCGGGGGCCCCGGCAGAGACAGCCCGCCUCGGGUGCCUGGGCGAGGAUGAGCGGCGGCGGGGAGGUGGUGUGUGCCGGCUGGCUGAGGAAGUCGCCCCCGGAGAAGAAGUUGAGGCGCUAUGCAUGGAAAAAGCGUUGGUUCAUUCUUCGCAGUGGGAGGAUGAGUGGGGACCCAGAUGUGCUGGAAUAUUACAAGAAUGACCAUUCCAAGAAGCCCUUGCGAGUCAUCAACCUCAGCUUCUGUGAACAGGUGGAUGCAGGCCUGACUUUCAACAAGAAGGAGCUACAAGACAGUUUCGUGUUUGACAUCAAGACCAGUGACCGCACCUUCUAUCUGGUGGCAGAGACCGAGGAAGACAUGAACAAGUGGGUGCACAGCAUCUGCCAGAUUUGUGGCUUCAACCAGUCAGAUGAGAACUCAGAUUCUCUGAGAAAUCUCCCCUCUGUUGGUCACGGGCCCCGCUCCUCCCCUGCCGAACUCAACAGCUCCAACCCACACCUGCUUCGAGAGCGCAAAUCUUCGGCCCCCUCGCACUCCAGCCAGCCGACCUUGUUCACCUUUGAAGCUCCUGCAAACCAUGCGCAGACCGCCUUGUCCACCAGUGCCCCUCAGGACUAUCUCUUCCUGCAUCAGUGCAUAAGCCGAAGAGCAGAGAACACUAGGAGCGCCAGUUUCUCCCAGGGCACUAGGGCCUCCUUCUUCAUGAGGAGCGACACAGCUGUACAAAAACUUGCCCAGGGGAAUGGGCACUGUCUGAACGGCGUUAGCGGCCAAGUGCAUGGCUUCUACAGCCUGCCCAAGCCCAACAGGCACAACUCAGAGUUCCGGGACAGUGCCUACGACCUCCCUCAGAGCCUGGCCUCCCACCCUCCCAGCCACACCAAAAGCAGCCUCACUGGCUCGGAGACGGACAACGAUGAGGUGUACACCUUCAAGACGCCCAACAAUACCCUGUGCAGGGAGUUCGGGGACCUCAUGCUGGACAACAUUGAUGCCCCAGGAACCCCGCUCUCCGCCUACCAGAUUCCCAGGACAUUCACGCUGGACAAGAACCACAAUGCCCUGGCAGUAGGGCCCUCCGGGGACUCUUCAGUGGCUCCACCGCCCCGGCCCCCCAAACCAGGUCAAGCAGAGACGCCCCGCUGGGGCAGUCCCCAGCAGCGGACCCAGAAUGGGGAGAGUGGCCGGGCAGUCUCUGUUGCUGCCACCAUCCCCCGGCGCAACACUCUCCCAGCGGUGGACAACAGUCGCCUCCACAGAGCUUCAUCCUGUGAGACAUACGAGUACCCGCAAGGUGGUCAGUCUUCAGAGUCUGUCAAUGAUGGGUUUAACUCCUUUGUGAUGGGGAAAGCCGCUGUGGGACACACAGACAGCUCCAAUUCAGAGGACAAUUAUGUGCCCAUGAACCCCGGAUCCUCCUCCCUGCUUUCCAUGGAGAGAUCGAAUGACAAUUCUCAGAGUGUCUACAUUCCCAUGAGCCCUGGGCCUCAUCACUUUGACCACCUCAGCUUCUCCUCGUCUGCCAUGUCAGUUCAUCGGGGGCCAGGACGGGGGAGUGAGAUCCAGCCUCCCCCAGUCAACCGAAAUCUCAAACCUGACAGGAAAGCAAAGCCGACCCCUCUGGACUUGAGAAACAAUACGGUCAUUGAUGAGCUUCCCUUUAAGUCCCCGGUCACGAAGUCUUGGUCUAGAGCAAUUCACACCUUCAAUGCUAGCUCUUCCCAGUCCUGCCGUCCUGUCUCCACCCAGAGCAUCACCAGCACCGAUUCAGGGGACAGUGAGGAGAAUUACGUCCCCAUGCAAAAUCCUGUGUCAGCAUCCCCUGUUCCCAGUGGCACAAACAGCCCUGCUCCCAAGAAGAGCACAGGCAGUGUGGACUACUUAGCCUUGGACUUCCAGCCAAGUUCGCCCAGCCCCCACCGAAAGCCAUCUACAUCAUCCAUCACAUCAGACGAGAAAGUGGAUUACGUGCAAGUGGACAAGGAAAAGACCCAGGCUCUGCAGAACACCAUGCAGGAGUGGACAGACGUCCGACAAUCCUCAGAGCCCAGCAAGGGGGGCAAGCUGUGAAUGGCAAGGCAGGCCCUGGACCCGGGGAAGGAGGUCUCCCUGUAACCAACUUCUUCCUGCCUCCCCUUCCCUGCCUCCCUCCUCCCUGGGGUCCCUGCCCUGCUCUGUGGGCCCAGCCUUUUAGGUUCUCAGUCUCCUGAGGCCUCCACUGGGGAGGAAGUGCUUGCUGGGGCUUUCUCAUCCAGGGGCUGGGUAGUGCUCUCCCUCUGCCCAUUGGGCAGCAGCUCAGGACCACACCUUUGAGCAAUACUGAGAAUGCCCAGAACCUCCCCACCUCUGCCUCUCUCCCCCGCAAGCUUUUGCUGAAAUGUCUCUGCAGUUGCCUCUAGCUCCCUAGCCCUGAGUGUCCUCCUCUGAGCCAGGGUCGGCUGCCCUCCUUGGGAUCCAGAACUCAGAGCCCCCCCCCCCCCUCAGAGCUCACUCUGUGUCACAGCCUCCUGCUCCCUCACUUCCAGCCUCUCAGAUUUCUGGCCCACUUCUCUCAGCCUUGAGAUCACGUGUUUAUUAAGAAGUUCUGCUAGCCUAUCCCCAUAGGCUUCAGCAGGGGGCAUAUUUCCCAAUGGAGAACAAGUGGGGAGUCUUGGUUAGAGGUAACUGAUCCUUGCCCACUCUGUCUGGGGAACCCCCAACAUCAGGGAGAUCUGCUUCCCCGGGUUCAGGGCCUGCUUUGGUCAAGGAGGCAGGGGCUGAGGCAAGGUGGGGAGAUGUCAGCACCAAGGACCAGGGUGUCGGCUGACAUUUGCAGUGCCCCACCCUUCAGAGUAGCUGCUUCCUGCAGCUCAGGACAGGGAGAAACAGAAUAGACCAAGGGAGACAGAAAAUCAAGACCAGGACAUCAAGUCCCUGGAGGCUGUGGACAUUGAACAUCCAGACACCGAAACUGUGGACCUGUGAGAUUUGAUGAGCAUGCCAAGGCCCCUGCUGGGAUGGAGCAUCCCCUGCUCAGCAUAAAGGGACAUCCUUAGGCACCUUGGGGCUAGAGCAAAAGGUGUUCCUUCAGACUUUGGAUGAUGGGCCUCUGGGGGAUGGAGGGGACAUACUAUAGGAAAGAGGGCAGUUUUUCCAAGCCAGGAAGGGGAAAACCACAGUGCUUGGAGGUACAUGGUGUUAGAGGGGAACUAGGCAUCCAUGGGAGGGGGAAUGUAGGGAAGGGGCUGAGAGGCUGGUGAAAUGUAUGAAGGAGGAUAAUGGAAGGGAAGGCUUUUGGAGGGUUAAUGAAGAAUCUGAGCUGAUACUUUAUGGGAGUGGAUUAAUGCAGUGCACACGGGCCUGAAACGCAGCAUUGGAGAGGGUCAUGUCAUGUGUCCAGGUAAAGUGCAUCUGCUGUGCAGUUAAUGGUGUUAUUGACAUUUGCAUGGGAGAAAUUCGCUGGGAAAAGGAGGUCAUGGAAGCAAUGUGGUGGGGGAGAGGGAUGAUGCUGAGCGCAAGGGAGAGGCAGUGGGGAGACAGGUAAUGAAUGUCACGUGGAGAAGAGGAAAUGUAGGUAGGACUGAUGUUAUGGACGUCAGGAAGAUGCAGUGUUUGGAGGAGGAGUUCUGUAGUGGGCCCUGGCAGGCUGUGAGGACUGGGAAGAAGUCUAUUUCAGGCUCAACUUGGACAUUUCCCCCAUAUCCCUACUCGGGAAGGAUAAAAAUCCUCAAAGCCAAGCCCGUAUUUUUCUGGGGGUGGGGGCAGGCACGCAUCAAAGAAUGGAAAGCCUUAGGGACCAAAUAUGCCUUGCACACAUGUACAAGGUGCCCCAGAGAUCAGAACCGGGGGGGGGGGUGGGCAUGGUCAUCAGUCUUCCCUGCGGGCCUGCCUGGUUUGUAGCUAUGAUGGAACAAAGUUCUUGCUGGGUUUAGGAAGCAGUAGUUAGGCCUGCCUCUUUGGGAGGCAGAGAAGGCCUGUGUAGGAGCUGUUCCCCAUAGUGGGACGGGCAGUUUCCUAAGAUUUGCCAGGUGGUGGUGAUGGGCUACUCCUCAUAAACUCAAUUAUUUGUAAUUUUCAUAGGACUUAUAGCUAGAAGGGACCUUUGAGACCAUCUCGUCCAAUCUCCUUAUUUGGCAGAUGGUCUGGAUAAGUGAAAUAACUGGCUCAAGGUGGUGGUAGUAGUAGUAGUAGUAGUAGUAGUAGUGAGACACGAGCCCAGGGUGAUGCUUUUCUCAGUAUCCCAUGCCGCCAUCUCUUUCAGAACUGCAGAGGAGUAGGACAGUUGUCCCCAGAGGAUCCCCCAACAGAAAAUACUGUCUGUUCAACCACACCUUUCCUCUCUCACCCCCCUCAGCCAUUUUGGCCAGGAGACUAAGAAAUAGUGAAGAGCCAAAUGUAGACAAGAAAAGGCAUUGAAAAAUAGGGAAGCAGGAUACCCAACAGCUGCAGGAUACCCAGCACCAAGGUUAUUAGCUAAUCAGCGACAUACCUCCAACGCUUCAGGUCCUUAGAUCAAGGACACAUCAUCCUUCUGUGCCUCAGUUCCCCCAUCACAAAAAAUGGGGUAAUAGCAACCUACCUCAUUGGACUAGGGCUGAAGCUGAGUUAACUCUGGACAGACAGGUUCUGGCCUGUUAUUUCUAAGUUACUCUUUGGCCUCAGUGAGAGGGGGGAUUCUUACAGUGUCAGCCUAAGAGGCCAUGUUUGGUAGGGGCAGGGAAGGGCACUUUCCUUGUUCUUAGCUCAUAAACCUUUGUUAGAAAUGGAAGAGUCUUGAAGAAAAUAGAAUUCUCCCUCACCACACUGAGAAACACUGGCCAAUUUUCCCCCCUCCCCAAAUCAUUUUAACAUGAAAAUGAAAAAACAAAUACAAAACCCUAGCCUGAAUGGCUAGUUGUUCAUGAGCUCUCAAUCCCAGCCAUAUUUUCUGGUAGCUGCUUGGCUCUGAUUGUAAUAAAGCUUCGCAUUCUCCUAUACCUGCUUGGUACCCGCUUUGAGAGGACCCUAAAUGGGAAAACCCAGGAAAACACAAGGGUUAGACUCAGCGGCCCAAGGCCCUUCUAACUCAAACAAUCCUCGUCUGACAUUCUCUCAGCCAUAACUUUCUGUGCUAAAGGCAAGUGUUUUCCUGGUGCUAAGCCUGGGACCAGAGACCAAUUGUUUGACUAUAAAGAGGAUGCAAUGGUCGCAGCCUCCUGGGAGAACCUCUUUGGACUCCAAGACACACCAGUAAAGAGUAGGAAGGCCCAAGGCCCUCUGGGCUGCCAUUGGAAAGAACCUUUUUCACCUUUAAGGAGCAGUGGGAAACAGCAGGGAAUAGUAUUUAAAGGCUUUUUAAAGCCUCAGGUGGCUUGGUGACCUAAGAAACCCCUACUGCCCUGCUCUGAGUCUUUUUUUUUUUUUCCAGGGCAAUGGGGGUUAAGUGACUUGCCCAGGGUCACACAGCCAGUAAGUGUCAAGUGUCUGAGGCCAGAUUUGAACUCAGGAACUCCUGAAUCCAGGGCCGGUACUUUAUCUGCUGCGCCACCUAGCCACCCCCCUUGCUCUGAGUCUUGGCUUCACAACUUAGGUCUUCUUUCUGUCCGAUUUGAGUCACAUUCCCACACCUGCCAGAUUUGAAGCUACAGAAUUAACCCCCCUACCCCCAACAAUGCACAGAAUGAGGUCCAGCAUUUAGUCCUUGGACCUUGCUUCUUGACAGGGUUGCAGGCAGAUAUUAUACACACUGGUGACGUCACCUACAGCCUGGCCUUUGCCGUCCAGCUCAAUGCAGAUUGGAAGGAAGUUGCAGGGGGCUGUAUUUAGAAGAGGCUAGGGUAAUAUAGGGGUAUGUAUGGAAUAUAUGAAUAGAGAACCACAGUCUUGAGCUGUGGGUUUUAGUUAUAACCCCUGGGACCAAGAUAGAGAAAUGAAAAAUGGACAAAGGGUGUGAGCCAAGGAGGCAGCCUCCUUCUCCACUCAGGGUUGGGAUCAUGGGGGAAUGGAGAAUGACAAUGAGCCCUCGAACCCAGGCCAGCAGAAAGAUAUCAAGGUCCUUCCCUCCGUGCCCCCCACCCCCACCCCCUCAUCCCCUCCAUGGACUGGAUGAUCUUUAAGCUUCCAUAUGGCUUUACUGACAUUCGUGUAUUCUGCAAUGAGCAGGAAGAACCCAAGAGAUCUGGAAGGCCAUGUAGCCAGACUUUGGGGUGGGGUGGGGGGCUGCAGAGGAGCCUGCAAGUCUGUCGCCCAACGGGCAAUACCCAGUGCUGUGCUCUUGUGUCUAUGUUGGUGUCAGUGUCUGUGUCUUGAAACUUAGAACCAUUUCCCGGGGUACAAGGGGGAAGGAAGGGUGGUCUUUGUGGGAAACCUUCCCCCAAUACCACCUCCCCCUCCCCAAGGAAGAGAAAUGGAUUGUAGUGCACUGUGUACCUGAGAUGUUAACUAUUGAAAAUGGACACAUUUCCUCAAAUCGCUGUUGGUGGCCAAUGGCCUAAAUUAUUAAUUUAUUCUUUUCCUUUAAAAGAAGAUGAAGAAGCAGCCUUUGUAACAUGUAUUUAUCCUGUAAGUAGGUCUUGAGGGUGGGGGUGG